Messenger RNA from Paramuricea clavata, 3475 nucleotides. NCBI's taxonomy places the organism in Eukaryota, Metazoa, Cnidaria, Anthozoa, Malacalcyonacea, Plexauridae. The record is from the annotation of a GenBank genome assembly.
AUGUGGGUUUUUGAAGGACCGGAAAAGUGUGGUUUUGCGUUUAAUACGAAGAACUAUAUGUCUUAAUAUUAGUGAUAAUAUUUACCAUAUUUCUACUCAAAAAACGAACGAAACAACAGGACAGGCUCACGAAAAUUGUGAGUAACUGACUUACCAUUUAUAAUCAUACAGUAUAAUCUUACACUUUAUCAAGUAAUUGUAAACGUAUUUUUGUUAUAGUUGACUUCUUCGUCUUUGUCACUUUGUGUCGUAUAUUUGACACAUCGAUAAUCCCCGAGCCGGCGGCGCGAAGCGCCGUGCGAGGGUACUAAUCCCCCCCGGCUAUUUACACCCGGCGAAACGAAAGCAUUAGCGAAGUCUAAAGUUCAUCAAUGAGCGCGGGCGUCGGUCACCAACGAUGGGUGGUCAUCCUCACUGAUCUCAAAAAUAUGGCGGACUGUCAUGAAUAACGGACACUGAUUGGUCCAAUUUAAAGUUUGCAUUAUAACGACUGCAUGACGACAGCGAAAUAGCAAACAUUUUUUGAUUUGAUGAGUUGAUGAUUGAUAAAUUUCUUGCAAAUAUUCUUCAUUUUUGCUCGUAUUUCUGCAAGAUUUUGUAAAUUUCAAGAAAGAAAGGGCGAAAGAAUCAGCUAAAAGAAGGGGGCCGACCUUAACGAAGGUAAGUUUGUUUUAAAUAUUGAUUUUAUAAUGGCUUUAAAACCCGACGGCCUUUGCGUAUAUGAAACAACUAAACAAGACAGCAUAUAAUUUCAGUGUAUCUUUAAUAUUGAUUCCCUUUUUUAUUAUAUUGAAAGCAAAGUUAUUUGCAAGCGAGAAUUUGAAAUCAUUUUAUUGCAAACUCAAAGUUUAUCGAUAAAGCCAUUUAAUAGUUAAAGGCAGUUUAGUUUUAUAAAGAACACUUUAAAACGUUUUGUGAAUUGUUUGUGGUUGAAUUUUACCUUAAAUUGAAGCUUGUAUUACGUAUAAUUACAUACCUAACAUAUAUAUGUUGGGAAAUUGAUAAUUUUGUAAUUAAAAGUGAUAUUUUUAAGCGAUUUUCAUUUGUAAGAAUAUUCUUAAAAAAUUAUCGUGUUACCAUGACAACUACUUUAGAUACUUCAUGUUCGGAAAAUAUUGAAAUACAACGGUUUUGUCAGCAUGGCGAGGGUGUCUGCAUGCAUGUAUUUUCUAGUAUAUAAGAUAUAAAGUACAAAAACAAGUGUGGCCUACGUUCUUUGGGAAGUCCAAGUGAAGUAGCACUUCGAAACGAGAGUGCGAAACAGUCAAAAUUUUCGUCAACUAAAGUGGACUUGCCAGCUUGCAAAAAUCGGGGAGAAACUUUGGCGACAAACAAAGCUUUCAAGACAACCGACAGCAAAUAUACAGCGACAGACCGUCCUUUGAAUGAUCCUGAAGAGCAAGAGUUGUUAAAAGUCGAGGAAACGUAAAAAAUCCUUUACUUUGUGUACUUUGUUUACGAAAAAGUGGGAAAAUACAAAAUAUUUGAAAUAAAAUAGAUGCCCCGAGCGUGGACUGUGUGUAAACACGAAAACGAGGCUCAUUAAAUAUACAAAAAAACUGAAUAUUAAAUCACAUCGCUCAAAUUGCCACCUAAAACUGCUAAUUUGAAUACUCUUAUUGGAAAAAGGGACAAUGCUAUUCAAACUAUAAAGGAAUUAUUUGAGGAAUUUGAAGAAGUUUUUAGUAUAGACCCUCAAUUAGAAAGAUUGGAAAAUACAUUUAAAAUAAUUGAAGCGAAAUAUAGAAAUAUUAAGAAGCAGCAAGAAUUAAAAACUGACAAAAUUGUAGAAGAUGGUGGGAGUGAAGAGGAUCAAUUGUUAUCGGCUAAUCAAAAAGUUGGUAAAAGUUUGAAAGAUAAUUAUUUAAAAGUUGCUAAAGCAUAUGCUGCUUAUCAAAAGAAGCUAAGCCAACCUUCACCCCCUACAGUUAACCCUGAUUUAUUAGAGGCAAUGACAUCUGCAGUAACGAAAAUGGCUGAAGUUAUGCAAGGUUCAAAACCAAGUGCAAGUGGUCUUGAGAAGUUACCAGUACCAACCUGGGAUGGUAGUCGUAGAUCAUAUUCAACAUGGAAGAAAGAAUUCAAUCAUUGGAUGAAUAAAUGCUCUCAAGACAAGGAUGAACAACUCCAACGCUUCAGAAAAGCUAUGCCAAAAAACUUUUGGUGGACAGACCAAUCUAAGACUUGCAAGUCUAUUGAUCGUGCAUGGGAAAUCCUUGAUAUUGAGUUUGCAGAUAAACGAAAGAUGAUGGACGAGCUAUUGGCACGAAUUAACAACCAGAAAUCAGUGAAAGGCGAUUCUAAAUCACUUACACGAUAUGCAACGCAAAUAGCAGGCUAUGUCAACGACAUGGAAGAUAAUGAUUGCUCUGUGACUUCAUCGUCUGAAGCCCCAUUCUUUAUGUCUCAACUUCUAUCAAAACUUGAUCCAAGGGAUAAUGCAGAAUUUGGUAGAGAGAUGAAAAGAAAUAAAAAGCAAGAAAAUGUUUCAAACCUUGUUCAGUGGCUACAUGAUGAAGCAAGUCUUAGAUCAAGAGGAAAGUUUAAUCCCGAAAGCGGCAAUGAGGAACGAAGCCACCAACGAGGAAUUUACAACAGAAGAACUGACAACCAUUCAAGGGACUUUGAUGUGUCUAAGGAUGGCCCAUGUCCAUUUGGUUGCGAAGCGAAACACUGGCUAGCUGCAUGUCCUCACUAUCAAUCCUCAACCGUUGAUCAAAGAUGGGAGAUUGUCAAGCAAAAUCAGAGAUGCAGGAAAUGCCUUCGACCUCAUCAUACCAGAGAUUGUAAAAAAGUUGAUUGCACCACCUGCGACAAAUGCAAGGAAAACCAUCAUCGAUCCCUCCACAAUGACAUGAAAGGUCCGAAGACUCCAAACCUAGAUCCCAAUGCGGCCUCAUUCCAAGAUCCAAACCAUAACGCCGUCAAUAACAAUGCCGUUAAACAGAAGUGUGACAUCAAAACAGUAGCGGGACUGCUUCCAAUUCAAAAGGUCAAAGUCGAGAAUUCAGAAGGCGAGUUUAUCGAAAUACUUGCCAUGUUAGACUCUGGUUCCAAUACUAGCCUCCUCUCCAAAGCAGCAGCAAAGAAAUUAGAAUUGAGUGGACCACAAAUGCACUUAACCAUGAAUCUCGCUGGAGGAAGUAAAAGAUCUGAAACGUCAGAAAUCAUCGGAAUAACCCUGAUGUCUCCUGUUGAGGAACAUGUUAAAAAAAAUAUUUUGGUACAUACUGUCAGCAAACCUUGUAGCAGUGCAAAAACAAUAUCAAAGAGUUCCUUAGAGAAAUACAGACAUCUCAAGCCAAUAGUAGAAAAACUUCAUUUAUCUGGCGGAAGCGUUGAUUUACUGCUUGGAACUGAUUUUACAGAUGGAUUUGUCGAUGUUCAUGUAAUAUCAGGUGAAACCAGUGAACCUAUAGGAAAGAUGAACUGUUUUGGCUGGUAUGUCCUAGGUCAGCUUGCUCCCCACGAAUAG